This is a messenger RNA of Apis mellifera (honey bee), 4763 nucleotides long. RefSeq names its product serine/threonine-protein kinase BRSK2 (gene sff). NCBI's taxonomy places the organism in Eukaryota, Metazoa, Arthropoda, Insecta, Hymenoptera, Apidae. Gene Ontology annotation, cellular component: cytoplasm. The transcript is spliced from 14 exons. The coding region runs from base 1538 to 3991 and encodes 817 amino acids. The record is from RefSeq and is a predicted model, not a curated record. Gene Ontology annotation, biological process: intracellular signal transduction; protein phosphorylation; microtubule cytoskeleton organization. Gene Ontology annotation, molecular function: tau-protein kinase activity; protein serine/threonine kinase activity; ATP binding.
UUCAAAUUCAUUUGCAAAAAUAAGUUCUAUCUUUCAUCCAAUCAAAAUAUUCGAAGUGAUUUGUUCAUUGACACGUUCGAAGAGACUCAAAUCUUUUGCUACGCACCACCAAUUCACCCACUAUCGAGGAAAGGGUGCCUGCAGGGGUGGUGACGGGUUUGGAGAUGCGCGCGCAGCUUACCCCCUCUGUCGGCCCCCGUGUAACACGUAAUCGAACUGGGAGCGCCGCGGUUCGUUGUCAGCUCCGUCAUCCGCGAACGACAGGGCCGAAUCGUUGAUGAAACGACUAAACGAAAUAUCUUUAAUAAAUCGGCGAGUGUCUCAAAAACGAACGUAUAACCGUGCCCAAGUGAAAUAUCGUUCGAAUUCAUCCAAUUGUAGUUCCCAUCGAACCUUCAUCGCUCGGCGAAUCAAAGAAGGAAUCUCGCUUUGGUUGCUGCCGGAUAUAGUGACAUAUCGGUGGUGGUGCAUGAGUGCGCGUUGGGUGGAGGUACUUGCGGAGUGAAGGGAGUUUCGUACUUUUCUCCCAUGGUGGCUGGACGUCAAUUAUACUCAGGAGAGAACGUCUUGCAUUGCAAACGACGAUCUCGUAACGAAAGUGAUAGAAAUAUCCGUAUCGUUUCGAUUUUAACGUGAUUAACAAACGCAUCCAAUCUUUCUGAACGAGCAAACAUCAAAGAGUCGAUUGAUUUGAUAAACGUUUCGCGGAGUCGAGAGAGCGGAUCGUGGACACUCGUGCACUCGUGAGGAGUCGACCUAAGUGUAAUUCGUAGUGGUUCGAUGGAGUUGCAAUGGCGCCGAGCGCGACUCCGUCGUGGAGUGACUCGGUUUCGAGUAGAGUAGCCGGUGGUGAUCGAGCGACCGCGAGCCAUUCACGUGAGCCUGCCCCAUGUUACUAGAACCGCCACCUCGUGAUCGAACUGCCGAUACUAUUCCUAUUCCGUAUCCCUCGUACGAAUUCUCUUCUUUCUUGUUUCUUGGUGAAUCGGCCGCCCAUCAUGAAAAGGAUCCGCAAGAGGCAGCCGCAGAAGAUCAGGGGCCGGUCGCGCGAGUGACAGUGCGUGCAUGUGCGACAAUCGUGCGGUGGUGGCAAAUUUCCAGGUGAUUUCUCGAUUUCUCGAUAUAUAUCGAGAUCGAUCGUGCCCCUUAUCCUCGUCGAAGGGACGAUUAUUCCCUUCGACGAUCCGUUCACGACACAGCGAUCACGCCACCGAUCGCGCCAUGCCGUGGAUAACGCGAUACUACGCGAUACGACGCUUCGUCACGGAUUGAUCGUGACGAAAAUUAAGGACAAAAGAGAAAAAGAGAGAGAGAGAAGAGUGAACGAAAAGAAAAAGAAGAAGGAAAUAGAGAAGGAGGGAGAAGGAGGGAGAACAGGAGGUAGAAGAGGAAAGGAAAGGAGCGAGAGACCGAUACACUGGCUGGGUGGGUGGGCGGGUGGCGGAAGAGGAAGUUUGGAGGAAGUUCCUUGUCGGCAAACCUGUUUUUCUAGGAUAAUCUAGCCAACCUGGCGGACCAGGAGGAAAGUGGCUCGACGAUGCAGGGCAAGGAGAGCCCCGUCGGGUCCAACACCCAGGAGACCCAUCAAUAUGUUGGUCCUUAUCGACUGGAAAAGACCUUGGGAAAAGGGCAGACCGGAUUGGUCAAGCUUGGGGUCCACUGUGUGUUGGGCAAGAAGGUGGCAAUCAAGAUCAUUAAUCGAGAAAAAUUGUCGGAAUCCGUGCUGAUGAAAGUGGAACGAGAGAUAGCCAUUAUGAAAUUGAUCGACCAUCCUCAUGUACUCGGCCUCUCAGAUGUAUACGAGAACAAGAAAUAUUUAUAUCUUGUUCUGGAACACGUUUCGGGCGGAGAACUUUUCGACUAUUUAGUGAAAAAGGGUAGACUAACGCCAAAGGAAGCGAGGAGAUUUUUUCGACAAAUUAUCUCUGCAUUAGAUUUUUGUCAUAGUCAUAGUAUAUGUCACAGAGACUUGAAGCCUGAAAAUUUGUUGUUGGACGAGAAGAAUAACAUUAAGAUAGCGGAUUUUGGAAUGGCGUCGCUGCAACCUGCCGGGUCCAUGCUAGAAACUAGCUGCGGUUCUCCUCAUUAUGCUUGCCCUGAAGUUAUUCGAGGUGAGAAAUACGAUGGGAGGAAGGCGGACGUCUGGUCGUGUGGAGUGAUACUUUACGCGCUUCUGGUAGGCGCGUUGCCCUUCGACGACGACAAUUUAAGAAAAUUAUUAGAGAAAGUGAAACGAGGCGUGUUUUACAUACCCCACUUUGUGCCGCCCGAGUGUCAAAAUCUGCUCAAAGGGAUGAUCGAAGUUGAUCCGGACAAGAGACUUACGCUGGCGGAGAUAAACAGGCACGUGUGGGUGACGGCGGCAGGCAAGGGAGAAUUAGAGCUAGAGCUGUCGAUGAUGGACGUGGUGCAGACGCACGUUAUUCCGUCCGUGGAGGCAAUCGAUCCGGACGUGUUGCAAGCAAUCGCGAGCCUAGGUUGCUUCAAGGAACGGGACAAACUCAUCCAAGAACUUCUCAGCCCGAAUCACAACACGGAAAAGGUAAUAUACUUUCUACUAUUGGAGAGAAAACGGAGAAGACCAGCUUGCGAGGAUGAACUGGAAGUAAUGAGAGGAGGUAUGAGGGGUUCUGCAGGACAAUUGGAAGCGGAUCCACCGAGGAAACGAGUGGACACCUGUCGUGUGAACGGUAGCACGGCUUUGAAUCUUGGCGAAAUUAGUCAUGGUUCACCUCUAACACCCAGAAGACAGUCGAGUACCAGACAUCACGCGCGUCGUUCGCCAAGCACCGGAUGUCACACACACGCGUCACAUUCCCACGCAUCAACACCAGGCAGCUCGCCAUUGCACGGCUCGAAUGCUGUCGCAGGACUGCUCAGUCCUCACAGAACUCCUCCAACCUCGCAUCUAGGCCAGACAGGAAGCCCUCACAGGUUGUCAACAGUGACAACCGCCGCGGGCAACGGAAACACUACUACGCCGCCAGUCGUCGCUCCUGUCGCUGCUCUACCCAACGUGGGAAUAGAAAUAAACAAUGUCCAGCAGGUAGUUGCGGUCGGUGUUACACCGCCAGGCUCUCCCCACACUGGCGCCGGUUCAGGUGCCCAUCAUUGGCGAUCAAGGCUCAAUACUAUCAAGAACUCCUUCCUUGGCAGUCCUCGAUUUCAUCGGCGCAAAUUGCUCACAAGUGCCGAGGAGGUACAUCUCACUCCGGAUUCCUCUCCAGAACUUACAAAGAAAUCAUGGUUUGGUAGUCUAAUGACCACGGAGAAAGAUGAAACAUUCACCAUUCUCGUAAAAGGAAAAGUAUUAGCAAGCGUCAAAGCCGACUUGAUACAUGCUUUUUUAUCGAUAGCAGAGUUAUCUCACAGUGUAAGCUCACCCAUGUCCUUCAAAGUGGAAUACAAGAGGGGUAGUACAGCGCCGGCCAUGUUUCAAAGACAAGUCCGUUUUCAAGUAGACAUCAGCGCCAUAUCAAAACAGCCAAGUGAACCAUUGUUUGCCAUUACUUUUACUCUUUUAAGCGGAAACAUUCGAAGAUUUCGAAGGGUUUGCGAACACAUUCAGGCACAAGUCUGCUCAAGGAAUGUAGGAAUCAAUUUGGGAGGGCAGAGCCGUGCAGCGCCACCUAGUCCACGAGCAUCACGAAAAUUUACCACAGAGAUGAGCGAAAGUUCCAGCUGUGGAAGCGAUACUAGCGAACGGUUAUUUCUCAGCCCGCAUCCAGCUACCAGACAGGUAGUCUGUUUCAACAAGUUACCAAAGAUCGACUCGGAUAUAGAGUCGGAUACAUCCGUAUUCGACGUGAAGUCACCGACCCGUGAAAAUGGCCGCAGAAGUUCGACCUCGACGAACAAUAACAAUCCGUUACCGGGCGACACGACCCCUACACCGGGGAGUCCGACGAAAGCGGUGCGCAGCAACUCGGAGAGUCAGAACACGCCGGAAAAAAAAUGCGUAACCACGAUGAGCGGCAACAACAUAGCGUGAUACUAUCAGAAUUUCCGUUUCGAGUUUCGAUCAAGUUUGAAGAACUUGUGGGACAGCGCCCAGAGAUUCUGGUGAAAUCCCUCGUCCGAUCAAAGAAACGAUCCGAGGAACUAACCUUGAAAUAAUGCUUCGACUCAGGAUAAACUUCAAUGAGGCAUUGAGCUAUCGAUCCGAGCAACAACAAUGAGGAAAACACGCAAUACGAGAGGCACAGAGGUUGGAAAAGAUAUUCAUUUCAAGAAGGUCAUAAAAAUAUCUUGACUUUUUUUUUUUUUUCAACGACGUCAAAAGCGACCGAGAGAGAAUUUUGAAAAGGGAAACCAGUGAUAAACGUUCCUACGAACGAGAAAUAUCCAUUUAUAUAAAGAAGGAACAAAGUCCAGAUCUGAGGAAAUUCCAGAUUGAGGAAGCACAAAAUGCGAUUCAAAAAAAGGCGGAGAGAAGUUUGUGCUGCCACGCAAAUUGUUCUGAUUAUUUCAUUGCAGUGAUCGCACAGUGAAUGUGUGUAAUGAUCAAUGUUUUGUCGCGGGAAUCAUAGUACAGUUUUUUUUAUCUGAAAGUGAAGUGCAAUAGUGACGUUUGUACCGUCGGAUCAUAGAUAAGAAUGGUUUAUCGGUACGUAUUAUACUUGUUGUACAUCGCUAAUUAGCGAUCUCGUUUUUAUCAUUCCAUUUAAGAAAAAGCCUGAGAAGUUGAAUAGACAUUGAUUAUUUUACAUUGUGCGAAGGAACUUUUAAUAUACAUUGCUGAUAAGUUAGCAGCUGAAAUGGAA